AUGAGUCACCCUGUGCUGCGCUUUCGAGGGAAAGCAACAUUCCUCAUCGGAAUCUUGGCUACCGAAAGCUUUCUGGCCAGGAAAAUAUCAGCACCUAUUGCAGCCAAAAUACUGAAGGCUUUGUACACGCUCGCACUCCAGGAUCCAGAAGCAACUUCUGACCAGUUGACCAACCCGGAGACGAUGUGGCAGUACCUUUUACCAGAUCAAGACAUGGACGACCCGCGGAGCAAGGACGAACGUUCUCAGAGUCUUAUGACGAAUCGCCUCUUCGGCCAUGUACAGGGUUCUGCGCUUGAAACUGCCCAUGGACUCAUCGCUAUGAACACACGCCCAUCUCCGAGGUAUUAUCACGAUGUUCUCAAGCAGAAGCCAUCUGUGAUUGACUUGCUGUUGGAGUGUAUGCUGAUCGAACCACCUCAUUGCUACCCAGAGGGAACUGCUGCGUACACAGCUAGCGACAACCUAGCCGCUUUUUUCAGGUGGCCCUCCUCCAUGCUGGUUCCUGGAGUCUCAAUGCCAAUCAAUGAACCGCUGAGCAACAAAGACUGGAAGGCAUUGCUCCAGUCUAUGCAGGUUCUAACCUCGCAGAAAGACUGGACUGAGCGCAUCAUUGAAGCUUGGAUGAAAGGCGAGCCAGAUGCGGAGGAUAUCGAGAGGAGGAAUCAGAGUAUCGCCAACGCUGGUCUGCUCUACACUGAUAUUAAUGCUCAGAUAGACUUUGAAGAAACAAAUGAGAUGCUUGCAAGAGCAGUCAGCCGCUCUCGGAUUUCCCUCCUUCGUCUCAUCACGACUAUGACUCACGGCGCCGACGCAAUAGGCCUCAAAAAUGUCGAUAUCUACUCCUUACUGCCUAUCGCUUAUCGUGCGAGCCAAAACUUGUUCACAGAUGAAAUUGGCCUUUGGCCGCCCUGGGUUUCCCUCGAAGCCAACUAUAGGCGAGAUAUCGAACCUUACAUCGUGGUCCCUGAGAGAGUACUUGGACCCACGGCUUAUGCGCGGCUACUAGUCGUCCUGGCCCAGAGGAAUUCCUUGAAGAGCGUUCAGUCGCUGCAAAAUCCUCCCGCGGGCUUAUCAUCAUCCACGUCUAUUGCACAGCUGCGCCAAGUCACCCAUCCGGAUGUCAUCGCACGCUUCCUCGACAUCGCAAUCAGCAGGGUACAGAAUGCCAUGGAGAAAGGGAGGAUGGAUAGCGAUGGACUUGACCCGAACGCCAAAAUACGGGGUGGGCGCAUUUAUGCUGCUGCCGCGGAGCUCUCCGCGGCCGUGGUCGCGUUCGACGAUCUCACCAAUGGAGAGUACACCACCGACGAGGUAUCCGCGGCGGGACGCUACCUCGUGAUAGCGUUGCAUCAUGUCUCCGAGGCAGCUACAAAGGCAAGGAGGUACCGGCGCGCGUAUUUCUGCUUGGUUGCGACAGUCGAGAUAGCUGAGGGUAUUAAGGAGGCGCCUCCAGGUUGGUCAGAUUUCGUGAGCCAGCUCAAAAAGCAACUUCGGCAAGCCAAGGCUAGGCUGGAAACUCGACCAAGCAACGACGGUGGCGUCAAUAUGAAGGCUCACACCAUCGACGGCAGCGAGGAGAACACAAAGGCGAGCAUAGAGAACGUCCUUGAUAAGUUGUGCGGAAAGAAGAAGCUCGACCUCUACCAGUUUGGUCGCGUCGACAAGAACUACGUGAAGGAGGGUAAGGUUGGGUCGAUCGGCAUGUCGGAGGUGAGAGCGGAGACGCUGCUGCGUGGGCACAAUUUCCAUCCUGUGACCGCCGUCGAGAUCGAAGUCAGCCCUUGGGAGUAUGGAUCGGAGCAGAAGAAGGUUAUCGAGGUGGCGAAGGAGAAUAACAUCGCGAACUUCGAGAAGAACGUCAUCAUCGUUGAUCAACUGCAAGCCAUCGCCCAACCCAAAGCCAUUACUCCAGCCCAGCUGUCUAUCGCAUGGGUGUCCACCCUCAGUCCCCAUGUUGUCCCUCUCCCUGGCUCCGCUCGUACUGACCGUACCCUGGAGAACCUUGCGAGUAGUAACGUCACUUUCACUGCCGAGGAAUUGUCAAAGGUAAACGAGGUCGUUGAGAAUGCAGCUGUCACAGUACAAGGUGACCGAUACCCCGAAGCGCACAUGGCGGCUCUUUGGGCAUGA
Messenger RNA from Coniophora puteana RWD-64-598 SS2, 2133 nucleotides. RefSeq lists its product as uncharacterized. Bases 1 to 2133 code for a protein of 710 amino acids. The record is from RefSeq and is a predicted model, not a curated record. Gene Ontology annotation, cellular component: cytoplasm. The transcript has 8 exons. Lineage: Eukaryota; Fungi; Basidiomycota; Agaricomycetes; Boletales; Coniophoraceae.